UUAACUUUGGGACCUUCAGAAUCUGCAGUUUCAUUUCCGCCUUUUUGUUUCCUCACAGCGAACAGAAACUUUCAUGUUUGUAGUUUUGUUUCCUCAACAUGGAAAUAACAGAGUUUCACUUCUUCUUCUUCUGUUGUGUUUUUACGCUGUUUUCACGAAACGACGGUCUUCCGGUUUCAGCUGGGCCUGUGACGAGGUUUUCCCUUCCUGGGGGGAACGUAGUUCUGCCGUGUCGGCCCGCCUCACCUCUGUCACAUGACCUGGUUUUGGAGUGGUUACGAGUUGAUGUUCCCCCCUCACUGACGCUCUUCGUUCUGCGUGAUGGCGAGGAGCUUAAGCAGGACAAAGAUGAUAGAUACGUCGGGAGGACGGCCCUGACUGAUGGUUAUUCUUUGAGCCUGCUCGAUGUCCAAUCGCAGGACAACGGCACGUACAGUUGUGUCUUUUGGAGAGGAACACAACGUCAACACCAGGAGUCCGUCUCUCUCAUUGUUGCUCGGGUGUCUGAAGUGAACAUCUCUACCUCGAAGAUGCCGUCCAAUGAGCUGCUUGUUGUCUGUGAGUCCUGUGACUGGUACCCGCCCCCGCAGGUGUUUCUGCUGGACUCCACCAGAAAGGACCUUCACGCCCUCACUAAGCGCUCAACCGGGCGAGACGGCUUGGUUUCCUUCAGCGCGACCCUUCACCUGAACAAAGCAACGCUAACAGGAAACAGGACCGUUAUCUGCAGAGUGGAAAUCCCAGAAAUGAACCUGGUGAGGGAGAGUCAGAUUGAUGUCGGAGAAGGCUUCAGUCCCCAGGAGGCAGGAUCUCUACCCCUGGUCAUAAGCGUCCUCUGUGUUUUGUUGCUGCUUUGUAUCAUCAUCACCUGCGUUACUGUUUACUGUUGGAGGCGUUGUCAAGAGCACAUCUUAAGAAAGACCAAGCCGAAGAAAGGCUCAGGAGCCAGCGAAGAUUAUUUACUAGAACUCUUUGGUUCCGUGGAGACAAGUGCUGGAGAGAUGGAAGAUAAUAAAACAUCAGAGGGGAAAGCUGAAGCAAGGGAAGUUUUUCCCUCAGAUGAACCUCUUCCUCGAGUGCAUGCAGACAUCAUGAAUGUGGAAACGACGGGCACUAUUCAGACGGUGAGGGUAAACAGGCUGAGUAAGACCGGAGUUGAAGCUUCUGAAGAGUUGGCAGAUAGAGACCUGACUGAGAUGGAGAAGUACAAAGAGGACAUCCUGUUCGUGGGAAAACAACGUGGUGUCCAUCCUGCCCUCAUCGCCGCCAUCAUCUCCAGACAGUCUCAGGCUGGAACAAGCCUGAGUCAGACGGGUUAUGGAACAUUUGACCAUGACUGCUUCGGCCUCAUGCAGAUCAAUAAGCUUUACCACAAGCUGGAUGAACGUACAGGACCGUUCAGCAGGGAGCACCUGGACCAGGGAGCCGCCUACCUCCGCUUGCUCAUCGACACCAUGAGGAAGAACACGGGCUGGACCGCAGAGCAGAACUUGAAAGGUGCUGUGGCUUGCUACAUUGCAGGUCCGGAAAAAGUCAUUGGUUUGAAGUACGAUGAAGUGGACAGCGUCACGCCGAACAACGACUUUGCAAACGACGUGAUCGCCAGAGCGCAGUGGUACGCUAAGAACCACUUUAAAAUGUCGUAGCCUCCCAAUCUCAAUUUUCUCUUUUUCUGCAUCGCACAGUCAAACUGUGGUCACCUUAAAGGGCGGCUAAAUAUAAGAGUAAAUAUUUUUACUGGAAGGAUUAAAAAAAAACAUGUUUAUAUCCAUGUUUGUGAAGUUUUACUGGAGAAGUGUUAAAUCUCAAACAGCCUAGGGGGCGCUGGUGGUGCAGUGGUUAGUGUGCACCCCAUGUAUGGAGGCUGUAGUCCUCAAAGUGGGUCAACUAGUGAGUUAAGUUUGAAGUCAUUCUUUCUGCCUGAAACCAAAGGGAAGUCAGAAGUGAUAGCGCAACACUGCUGUGUUAAAUAAUGAACUUACAAAAUUAUCGUUUUCGUUGUACAAUAUCACAAAAUAAUGCAAAAUGCAACACAGGAAACAGGAGAAGUUUGAACAAUUUUGCCCAACAAAUAAUCUGAAAACUAAACUCUCAAAUACUUUCUUUUGAAGAAAGCGUACGCAUAGACACCUGGCUGAAGGCGUGUUACUGGAGGAUUCCUCUAGAGGGAGCCCCACAUAAAUCAGACCAGGGGUGGAGCAGCCAUUUUAAAAGUGCGGGUGUUGUAAUGUUAGUAUAUUAGCACCCUCUAGCAAAUCAACACAUUCUGUUUAAUGUCCAAUAACUGAUGUUAGCUGACACAUCAACAAGACAAAGUUACCAAAGAUA
This is a messenger RNA of Labrus bergylta (ballan wrasse), 2328 nucleotides long. Its product is annotated as butyrophilin subfamily 1 member A1. The record is from RefSeq and is a predicted model, not a curated record. Gene Ontology annotation, biological process: peptidoglycan catabolic process; defense response to Gram-positive bacterium. Gene Ontology annotation, cellular component: extracellular region. Lineage: Eukaryota; Metazoa; Chordata; Actinopteri; Labriformes; Labridae. Gene Ontology annotation, molecular function: lysozyme activity.